This is a messenger RNA of Trichoderma atroviride IMI 206040, 567 nucleotides long. The record is from RefSeq and is a predicted model, not a curated record. NCBI's taxonomy places the organism in Eukaryota, Fungi, Ascomycota, Sordariomycetes, Hypocreales, Hypocreaceae.
AUGCACAACCCCAGCACUUCUAUUUCCUCUUGGGAUGAGACCCGAUUCCUGAUUGACAUGCAGGGGCCUAUGGACAUGACAUACACUCCAGGCUUGGCUCCUCAUUCACCGAUAUGCAAUUCUCCUGCCGAGUCAUUUACAACCCAGCGAUUUGAUAUGCUGUCUGAAAGCUCAGCCGAUAUGUCAAAUCAGUCAUACUCAGCUUCCUCAAGUCGAUCACAAUCACCUGCAUCUUCACAUGUAAAACCUCUCGACCUCACGGCUGUGCGCAAGUUGUCCAAAAGACAGAAGAACCGAGAAGCGCAACGGGCAUAUAGAGAGAGGAAAGAAAAGUUGCUUCAAACUUUAGUCGAAAAAGUCGAAAAGCUGGAAGCCGCAUACAGCGUGAUUAAAGACGAACGCGACCAGCUCCAGCGCAGACUUGACAACUUAACAAACCCUACCGGAUUUGUCAAAGACAAUGUACUCAACUUUGACGACCAAUUUGGAAAUCUAACAGAAUUCCAGUUCAACAAUUUUCUGUUCAGCAACUUACCACGGCAACACACAAUAUUGCCACUCUCAUGA